AUGGCAACUCGACGAGUUCGCCCUGGAACAGAAAACUCUAAUUUAACUAAAGUAUUCAAGGUAAUCCAUGAAAAAGGAGGAAGGAAAAUUGGAAUCACUACGCUCACAUCAUUAGGCUGUUUGCUAGCAGUUCGUGUAGAAAGGCCAGACAAUACAUGCGAUGAAAAACUUAACAUCAUAUCAAGUCUACACGAUAAGGCACUUUCCAAAAAACUGCAAGAUCUGACGCAACAAUGGGAAGGAUUCAUGUAUUCAAAGUUCGAGCUCCAGACUGAGCUUACCAAACAGAUGAAAAACCCAUCAAAAUAUGGUGGUUUAAAGGUAGGAAACAGUGCAUGUUGUGGUACUGGACCUUUUCGAGCUAUUAAUAGUUGUGGAGGGAAGAGAGAAACACGAGAGUUUGAACUGUGUGAGAACCCUAACGAUUAUUUAUUUUUCGAUCCCUAUCAUCCUACUGAAGCAGCGAACCUUCAAUUGGCAGAGCUGUUUUGGGAGGGAGAUUCCACAGUCGCAUCACCCUACAAUUUAAAAAGCUUGUUUCAAGUUACGUAUAUUGAUAUCAUUCAACAUACCACCCAAUAG
Molecule: messenger RNA, 582 nt
Organism: Lactuca sativa (garden lettuce)
Lineage: Eukaryota; Viridiplantae; Streptophyta; Magnoliopsida; Asterales; Asteraceae
Product: GDSL lipase
Molecular function (GO): lipase activity
Source: RefSeq, a predicted model, not a curated record